GUUCCACUUCUCUUUUCUUGCAGCCUCUGCUUAGCAUCACUUUUCUUUUUUCAGAGUUCCCAUUCUUUACCUUCUUCUUUGUUUUUCUUUUUUUCUUUUUAUUUGGUCAAGAUUAUCUCUACUCAAGUUGCUAUUUCUACCCAUUUCUUCAGCUGUAAGCCAGUUGUUCAUUCAUUCAUUCUUUCCUCUUGAUUGUUUCUUCCAUAUUUUUUUUUUGCAAAAGAACCCCUUUUUUCAUCUGACAAGAUCUUUAAUUGUGUUUUUGUUUUUUCUUUUUGGCCCCUACUUGUGUUUUAAUUUCAGUUGUGAAUCCCCUUGUGUUGUUUUCAGGUUUCUGCUGAUCAAUCUUUGAAAGGAUUGUGCCAAAGAUUGAGUUUUUACAGCAAUUUUGGGGGAAAAAAAACUGUUCUUGAUUCUAAUCUAUUUGUUGUUCCAAAAGAUUAAGUUUUUAAAGCAAUUUGGGGGAAAAAACUGUUCUUGAUUAUAAUCUAUUUCUUGCUCCAACUUCCCUUCAAAUGGUUUGAAGCUCCUCCAUUUUCUUGAAUUCACAAGCUGUUUAAUUUUCCAACUUUUUUGCUGUAUUACAUACUUUCUUGAUUCCAUGGGACUUUGUCAUGGAAAACCCAACGAACCCCCGAAAAACCUGUCCGAAAACCCAAUAAUCCCAGCUGAAAGCAAUGAUCCAACACUGAACAAUCCCUCAACUGGGAAAACACCCAAAUUCCCAUUUUACAGCCCAAGUCCACUCCACAGUGCAUUCAAGAAUUCCCCGGCUAAUUCGAGCAGUGCCCUUUCGACCCCUCUCCGUUUCUUUAAGCGUCCAUUUCCGCCCCCAUCGCCAGCUAAGCACAUUAAGGCCUUGCUUGCAAGGAGGCAUGGCUCCGUUAAGCCGAACGAGGCUACUAUACCCGAAGGGAGUGAGUGUGAGAUUAUUGGGUUGGAUAAAAAUUUCGGGUUUUCGAAGAAUUUCGUUAGCCACUAUGAACUUGGGGAAGAAGUGGGUAGAGGGCACUUUGGGUACACUUGUUAUGCUAAAGGAAAGAAGGGAAGCAUGAAAGGGCAAGAUGUGGCUGUUAAAGUUAUUCCUAAAUCAAAGAUGACUACAGCAAUUGCCAUAGAAGAUGUGAGAAGAGAAGUAAAGAUUCUACAAGCGCUGACUGGACAUAAGAACUUAGUUCAAUUCUACGAUGCCUAUGAAGAUGAAGACAAUGUCUACGCAGUGAUGGAGUUAUGCAAAGGAGGAGAACUACUUGAUCGUAUACUUUCGAGGGGUGGAAAAUACUCGGAAGAGGAUGCGAAAAUCAUUAUGGUGCAGAUUUUGAGUGUUGUGGCAUAUUGCCAUCUUCAAGGUGUCGUUCACCGAGACCUAAAACCCGAGAAUUUUCUCUUUGUUACGAAAGACGAGCAUUCCUCUUUGAAGGCAAUCGACUUUGGACUCUCUGAUUACGUAAAGCCAGAUGAAAGGCUGAACGAUAUUGUUGGUAGUGCGUAUUAUGUGGCGCCCGAAGUUUUGCAUAGAUCGUACGGCACAGAGGCUGACAUGUGGAGCAUUGGUGUGAUUGCUUAUAUUCUUCUUUGUGGAAGUAGACCGUUCUGGUCAAGAACAGAAUCCGGAAUCUUCCGGGCUGUAAUAAAGGCUGACCCUAAUUUCGAGGAAGCCCCAUGGCCCACACUUUCUCUCGAAGCCAUAGAUUUUGUGAAACAGUUAUUAAACAAGGACUAUCGUAAAAGGCUAACUGCAGCUCAGGCUCUCUGUCAUCCAUGGCUGACUGGACACCACGAAGAGAAAAUUCCAAUGGAUAUGAUAACGUAUAAGUUUGUGAAAGCUUAUAUAUGUUCGACUUCUUUGAGGAAAACAGCUUUAGGGGCUCUUGCACGAACAUUGACAGUACCGCAGUUAGCCUAUCUCCGAGAUCAGUUUGCAAUGUUAGGACCAAAUAAGAGUGGUUUUGUAUCCCUACAAAACUUCAAAACUGCUAUGGCGAAGAUUUCGACUGAUGCAAUGAAAGAAUCACGUGUUGUGGAUUAUGUCAAUGUGGUGAGUUCUCUUCAGUACAGAAAAUUGGAUUUCGAAGAAUACUGCGCUGCAGCGAUAAGCGUGCAUCAGCUAGAAGGAUCGGAAGGCUGGGAGCAACACGCACGCAACGCUUACGAACUUUUUGAAAAGAACGGAAAUCGGCCCAUUAUGAUCGAAGAACUUGCCUCUGAGCUCGGACUUAGUCCAUCUGUACCAGUGCACGUAGUUCUGCAGGAUUGGAUAAGACACUCAGACGGGAAACUAAGCUUCUUGGGCUUUGUAAGACUUCUGCAUGGAGUGUCCGCACGAACAUUUCAGAAGGCGUGAAACUGAAUUCUCUAUUCUUUUGGGACAUAAUUGCCCCUGAAAAUCAACAGUAUUUUUGCCCCGAUUAAAAGGGCCGUUUGGAAGAAAGAAGCAUGGGAUUAUUAUUGCAUGUUAAAUUUUUGCACAGAAGGUCGAUGGAAGUUGUAGCUGUAGCCAUUUGCAGCAAAACUCGGUUCAGAAUAUGUUUCGUUUUCGUGUAAUUUUUUUUUUCCUUUCGGUGAGAGUUGUACAGAUGAGUGUAGAUGGGAAAAAAAGAGUGUAUUUUAGAGCAAGAAGACUGAUGCAAGCUCUAGUGGGGUUGUGUGUGGUGACUUUUAAAAUAAAAUCGUAUAUUCUUUUACGCUUUGCC
Messenger RNA from Erythranthe guttata (spotted monkey flower), 2693 nucleotides. NCBI's taxonomy places the organism in Eukaryota, Viridiplantae, Streptophyta, Magnoliopsida, Lamiales, Phrymaceae. The record is from RefSeq and is a predicted model, not a curated record.